Messenger RNA from Rhipicephalus sanguineus (brown dog tick), 1636 nucleotides. RefSeq names its product neprilysin-1. Lineage: Eukaryota; Metazoa; Arthropoda; Arachnida; Ixodida; Ixodidae. Gene Ontology annotation, molecular function: metalloendopeptidase activity. The record is from RefSeq and is a predicted model, not a curated record. Gene Ontology annotation, cellular component: plasma membrane. The coding region runs from base 4 to 1224 and encodes 406 amino acids. The transcript is spliced from 4 exons. Gene Ontology annotation, biological process: protein processing.
AAGAUGUUCGGUCCGCUACUGGCAGACUUAUACAAGAGCGCACCGCAGGUUUCGACGGUUCCUGAUGAAGUGGUGUACAGCUCAUCGGCGAACCUCUCAAUGGAACGGUGGAUGGAGGUGAUGCGAAGUGAAGGCGUCGAGCUGAAAGGGAAAGUGGAGUUCCGCACGUGGAACGUGCCUUUCUUCAGCACCUUCGUCAACCUGUUGGCUCGCCACGGGGAGCUGGACAUGUACGCCUACGUGUCCUGGUGCACGGUGCAGGUGGCGGCGUUGUUCACCAACGCCGAGCUCAUAUUGAACUACUACGGACACUCGCGGCGAGCUGGAAUCUUGCACGGCGCCUUCUGCCUAAGCCGCGCCUACAUCGCCGCCAGCAGGGCGCUGCUGGGCAACUACGCCCGUGAAGUACUACCCGCAGUGGCGCGCCCUCACGCGGAAGCCAUCACGUUGAACGUGGAAGCUGCUUUCUUGGAACGCCUGUCCGCCUGGGCCGACUACGACUCCAGCGUGAGCGUGAUGAGGUCGUGGAACUCCACCGUGCUGUCUUUCAGCAUGUUCGCGCCGGAUCCCAAGGAUAACAUCAGCGACAUCAUCGUAGGUGAGAUGGGCGACUCAUUCGUGCAGAACUGGCGCAACGCGUGGACGUCUCGUAUCACCUACCGCGGUUUCGACAUCAAGAUUGCCAUCACGGCCAUCGAGACGUUGUCGUUCUCGGCGGAUAUAGAAUAUCGCAAGGACUUCAUCCUGCUGCCUUACGUGUUCUCCUUCCCCUACUACGACGUGAACGCCAUGCCGUCCAUCAACUACGGCGGGUUUGGCGCUAAGGUGGCCUUUGCGGUGGGCCAGAGGUUUCACGGCACGUAUCUGAGCGAGGGUGCCGGCGGCAAAUCGUUCAGCACGUUUCUGUCGUGCAUCUUGAACGCCUCGCUGACCGCCCAUUUUAAAGAUGCUCCUUCGCUAUUCGCCGAAGUCGUCUCACUGGGCGCCAUAGUCGACACGUACCGCAGUGCCAGCGAUCGCCGGCGUCUCGUCCACGUGGAGAGCUUGACGGGCGAGCAGCUGCUUUUCGUCGCCAUUUGCUACGCCAAGUGCAUCGGCAGCUACUACGUCGUCGACGAGUCGAUGUGUGACGCGGUGCUGCAGAACGUGCCGGAGUUCUCAGAGGCCUUCAGUUGCGCGCGGGGAACACCCAUGAAUCCGCACCAGCAGUGCAAGCUCUUGUGACCGCAUCCUCUUGCCUGGAAAGUUCAUGCCUCGCAUGACGACGCGAAGCGAGCCGGGCAUAUUCUGAAACUCGUGUUUAACACCGUUUCCAUUUCGCGCUAAAUAUUCCCCACGGAAUCCCAGGGUGCGCCGACUGGGGCAGGACACGUGGCGGUGAAGUGGAGUGAUGCCAUAUUUGCGUUUCCUGCGCGUGACAUGCUCCGAGUGCGUGAACAAAUCACCUCGCUUUUAUUGAGAACGUGGCCCGACUGCGGCUCACUUGAGUAUUCGAACAGUAUAAUUGUAACGCGAUAACGAUUGUAUCCCGUCUUUAAUCUGAGUUGCACGAGGUCAACGUGCUCUCAAAUACACUGUGGACACUUGUUUCUUCAAUGUAUAGAGGUGUCAUCCUUGAGCAGGUUCGAGUGCCUCG